AUGGCAAGUUCAUCAAAUUCAUCUAUGGGUGGCAAGCUACCACCACAACAACAAGGAGUGAAAUUCUCAAGGAGGACAGCGAGUGGAAGGGUUGUUAACCUCUCAAGAGACGAUGAAAUCGACGGCUCCGGCGAGUUCGGAGGCCAAAAUGAUUACAUCAAUUACACAGUUAUGAUGCCUCCGACGCCGGACAACCAACCCGGCACCUCGGAUUCCAAGAACCCGGCCGGGGCCUCUAGGUUUGCCUCUGAGUCACAACAAGGAGGCAUGAAUGGGGGCGGCGGCGGCAACGACGGUGGUGGUGGAGGGUCUAAAUUGGAAAGGAGGGUGUCUACUGUGUUGAACUCAACAAAUAACAAGUCUAUGUUGUUAAGGAGCCAAACUCAAGAUUUUGAUCAUAACCGUUGGUUGUUUGAGACAAAAGGGACAUAUGGGAUUGGGAAUGCUUGUUGGCAAGAAGAUCAUAAUUCUGUUGCUGAUGAUCAGAAUUCAAUAGGCAUGUCAGAUUUCUUGGACAAACCAUGGAAACCACUUACUAGGAAAGUUAAUAUUUCAGGCGGUAUAAUUAGCCCUUACAGAUUGUUGGUGAUAUUCCGCAUAGUUAUUCUAGCAUUCUUCUUAUCAUGGCGAAUUAGGAAUCCCAACUACGACGCAAUGUGGUUGUGGGGAAUGUCAAUUGUGUGUGAGAUUUGGUUUGCAAUCUCAUGGCUUCUUGAUGUGCUUCCAAAAAUGAACCCCAUAAACAGAGCUGCAGACCUUGCUGCCUUGCACGACAAGUUUGAGCAGCCAUCUCCUUCUAACCCUACCGGAAGAUCAGACCUUCCUGGCAUUGAUGUUUUUGUUUCCACCGCUGACCCUGAAAAGGAGCCUCCUCUUGUCACUGCCAACACCAUUCUUUCCAUUCUUGGUGUUGAAUAUCCAAUUGAGAAGGUCUCCUGCUAUAUUUCAGAUGACGGCGGCGCCAUACUCACUUUUGAAGCCAUGGCCGAAGCUGUCAAAUUUGCUGAGUUAUGGGUACCGUUUUGUCGAAAACACAAUAUUGAACCUAGAAAUCCAGAUGCUUACUUCAGCAUAAAGAAAGACCCAACAAAGAACAAGAAACGUCCAGAUUUUGUGAAGGACCGAAGGUGGAUGAAGAGAGAGUAUGAUGAAUUUAAGGUGAGAAUCAAUGGACUCCCAGAGGCAAUAAAGAAAAGGAGCGAAAUGUACAAUGCUAGGGAGGAGAAGAAGGAGAGAGAGGAAAUGAAGGCAAAAAAUGGCGGAGUAGCAGCAACAGAAGAUCAACCCCUGAACGUCCCAAAAGCUACAUGGAUGGCUGAUGGCACUCACUGGCCUGGCACCUGGUACACCCCUUGUGCUGAUCACUCCAAGGGUGAUCAUGCCGGAAUCUUGCAGGUAAUGAGUAAGGUCCCAGAACAUGACCCAGUAAUGGGAUAUGAUGAUGAGAAGACACUGGACUUCACUGGUGUGGACAUAAGGAUUCCAAUGUUCGCAUAUGUAUCGAGAGAGAAGCGCCCUGGUUUUGACCACAACAAGAAAGCAGGAGCCAUGAACGCCAUGGUUCGAGCUUCGGCUGUUUUGUCCAAUGGCCCUUUCAUACUCAACUUGGACUGUGACCACUACGUCUAUAAUUCUAUUGUGCUUAGGGAAGGAAUGUGUUACAUGAUGGACCGUGGUGGCGAUCGUGUAUGUUACAUACAAUUUCCUCAACGAUUUGAAGGCAUUGAUCCCUCUGAUCGUUAUGCUAAUCACAACACAGUCUUCUUUGAUGGAAAUAUGCGAGCAUUGGAUGGACUCCAAGGUCCAAUGUACGUGGGGACAGGUUGCAUGUUUCGAAGGUAUGCACUGUACGGAUUUGAACCACCAAGAUUCAUGGAGCACACUGGACUAUUUGGUCGGGUAAAAACCAAGGUGAACCGGAACCCCAAUCAAGCAAAACUGAAUCUAGAAGACGACGACACACAACCCCUAAAUGAAAACAAUUCAGAAUCUAGUGGGGUGCCACAAAAGUUCGGAAACUCGAGCAUUUUCACAGAUACAAUACCCAUAGCAGAGUUCCAAGCAAGGCCACUUGCUGAUCACAAAUCCGUCAAGAAUGGAAGGCCACCGGGAGAACUGCUUAAGCCUCGUCCACCCAUGGACGCACCAACAGUGGCCGAGGCUAUAGCAGUGAUCUCCUGCUGGUACGAGGAUAAGACAGAAUGGGGAGACAGGGUUGGUUGGAUUUAUGGUUCUGUUACAGAGGAUGUUGUCACCGGCUAUAGGAUGCAUAACCGUGGCUGGAGGUCUAUCUAUUGCAUCACAAAAAGAGACGCUUUUCGCGGCACUGCGCCUAUAAAUCUAACAGACCGUCUCCACCAGGUGUUGAGAUGGGCCACAGGAUCCGUUGAAAUCUUCUUCUCUAAAAACAAUGCCUUCUUCGCCACCCGGCGUCUCAAAUUCUUACAACGAAUCGCCUAUCUCAAUGUCGGAAUCUACCCCUUCACCUCCAUAUUUUUAGUUGUCUACUGCUUCUUACCAGCACUGUCCCUUUUCUCGGGACAAUUCAUAGUCCAAGGUUUGGAUGUAACUUUUCUCUUCUACCUUCUUUCCAUCACCGUCUGCCUCAUAUUGAUCUCCCUCUUGGAAGUGAAAUGGUCCGGCAUUGCACUCGAGGAGUGGUGGCGAAACGAGCAGUUUUGGGUGAUUGGAGGAACAAGCUCUCACCUUGUUGCUGUGCUUCAAGGGUUGCUAAAGGUGAUAGCAGGGGUGGAGAUACAUUUCACAUUAACAUCUAAGUCAGCAGGGGAAGAUGAAGAGGACAUAUAUGCUGAUCUUUACUUAGUGAAAUGGACUAGUCUCUUUAUAAUGCCACUAACUAUUAUCAUCAUCAAUCUUAUUGCUGUGAUAAUGGGGAUUUUGAGGACCGUUUAUAGUGUGAUACCACAAUGGAAUAAGCUAUUUGGGGGAUUGUUCUUUAGCUUUUGGGUGCUUUCUCAUAUGUACCCUUUUGCUAAAGGAUUGAUGGGUAGGAAAGGAAAAGUUCCCACUAUUGUUUAUGUCUGGUCAGGCUUGCUUUCCAUCACAAUUGCAUUGCUUUGGAUUUCACUUGAUCCUCCAGGUGGUACCAAACAGGAGGGAUAA
This is a messenger RNA of Arachis stenosperma, 3123 nucleotides long. Its product is annotated as cellulose synthase-like protein D1. Gene Ontology annotation, molecular function: mannan synthase activity; cellulose synthase (UDP-forming) activity. The transcript is spliced from 4 exons. The record is from RefSeq and is a predicted model, not a curated record. Gene Ontology annotation, biological process: plant-type primary cell wall biogenesis; cellulose biosynthetic process. Gene Ontology annotation, cellular component: plasma membrane; trans-Golgi network. NCBI's taxonomy places the organism in Eukaryota, Viridiplantae, Streptophyta, Magnoliopsida, Fabales, Fabaceae. The coding region runs from base 1 to 3123 and encodes 1040 amino acids.